Molecule: messenger RNA, 399 nt
Organism: Octopus sinensis (East Asian common octopus)
Lineage: Eukaryota; Metazoa; Mollusca; Cephalopoda; Octopoda; Octopodidae
Exons: 1
Coding region: 1-399 (132 amino acids)
Molecular function (GO): nucleic acid binding
Source: RefSeq, a predicted model, not a curated record
AUGUCCAGAGCUGUAACCUGGAACCUUGGUAUGACUAAUUAUGUUAGACAACGCCGUCACCUCCUAACAGCCAAGGCCAAAGCAAUCAGAGCCGAGAGAUACCCAAAGCUUCUUUCAUCCAUCAAGCAUCAACGUGCAGGAAAACUCGUGUUUGUAAAUGGGAAGACGUUCAUUGUGGACGCUGAGGUGAAUCGCAGAAAUUCUCGAGUGAUUGCCUACAACCCUUCUGACGUCCCCUUUGUGUUUGAGACUAAGAAUCUGGUCUCUGUGAUGGUAUUUGGAGCCGUGGCGAGUGAUGGAAGUGUCAUGGAUCUACACUUCAUUGAGUCUGGUUUGAAGAUCGGCACGAAAAUAUAUCUGGACAUCCUGAAGAACUCUUUGUUACUUUGGAUGGAGUAG